AUGGCCGCCACCAGCAGCGCAUGCCCAUUCUUCGACAAGCUUCCCGCCGAGCUCAGACUGGAGAUCUAUGAACUCUCCUUCAAGCCAGCAUCAACGGAGGAUGAAGUCGACUUGUGUGCAGUCAACCCACCAAGCAAAAGCUUGCUUCUCACAUGCGGUAAAGCAUACAACGAAGCUCAAGCCAUCUUCAAGCAAGCUCAUCGCCAACACUGGUCUUCCAGUAACUUCACCAUGAGCUUGUCUGGUCCAGCCUCACAAAAGAAAGAAAACCGGAAGCACGCAUUGCUCGCAUUGGCCGCUCUCCGGGGAGAGGAUCUGCAGCACAUCGUGCACCUGACCAUCAUCCGCGAAGAACUUUCGACAGGAGAGGAGGGAACGAACAUGAAGUUACUCGAUCGACGAGGUAGUUGGAAAUGUACUUGGCUCUACGACGGCGGAACCGAGGACAAUCUGUAUUUCGUAUUGAAGCCAGGGGUACCCUACAGCGACUGGCGCGACUUCGAGGUGGAGGAUAUGGUUGAGUGGCAUGCCAACAAUUGGGAGACUGAGAGUAUGCCAGUGAAACAACAGAUCACGAAAGUGAUCCAGGUCCUUUUCUAG
Fulvia fulva is the source of this 600-nucleotide messenger RNA. RefSeq lists its product as uncharacterized. The record is from RefSeq and is a predicted model, not a curated record. The transcript has a single exon. NCBI's taxonomy places the organism in Eukaryota, Fungi, Ascomycota, Dothideomycetes, Mycosphaerellales, Mycosphaerellaceae. Bases 1 to 600 code for a protein of 199 amino acids.